AUGCCGUCCGACACGAGCGGCUUUUGCAGCUCCGUCGCGUCCUGUCUAAAGGACGGCAGCGUCUCCUGCGACACGACCACCGGCGACUGUCCGCCGUGCAUCUACGCGCUCGACGACACGUUCACGUGCUGGGAGAAGGACAACUCGACCAACACGUGCCCGUUCACUGGCGUGCGCUACGACUGCUCUGACUCAUGGAGCUCUUCGCCGCUCCCUCGCCCGAGUCCCGACAGUACCAGUGCCGCGUCUCUAGGGGACCGGCACACUCCCGCGCCUACAGACGAAGUGCGUCUUGCCACGCCGUCUUCCACCCCCUCUGCCGUAUCGACCGAUACCGACGCCGAAGCACUGAGCUCCACGAGCAUCGGCGGCCUCAGCGUCGGAGUAGUCACCUACGGAGCCAUUGGACUUGCGGCGCUUCUCGUCUUGUUGUUCCUCGUCAUCCUCUGCGCGCGGAGACGUAAGAUGCGACGUCGUCGCGAGGAGAACGCGGCGAUUAUAGGCCCGGGGACCAACUUUAGCCACGGCAGCGUCUUGACGGACAAGCGUCCGCGGGGCUUGUCCAAGCUACGCGAUGACCCCUACGCUGGCUCGUACAAUAACGUUCUGGACACGAACAAGGUGAGCUACAUCCGUCCAGACGUCAACUCAGGCGGCAGCAGCGAGGAACAGCAUCAGCAACGGAAGCACUCGCCCCCUGUGCGUGUCAAGAGCUCUGUGCCACGCGGACGCACAAACGAGUCCCCGCGCAGCAUGGACGGCAUGCUGACUGACUCGCCGCAUUCUCCGCCGGUGCUGGGCGGCAAGACCAGCUCCUUCAAGGGGGUCAGUGGACGCAGCAUGCUGCCGCCCUCGAGCGCGGCAGGCAUCAGCGGGUUCUCCAACGUGAGCGAGUACGUGCAGCAAGACGUUUCGUCUCGCUGCACGUCCACUCCGAACGUCUUUGCCGAAUACCUGCGGAUGAAGGAAGAGAUGCAGUACGACGACGAAGGCACUGGCAGUGUCGCGGACGGACUGAGUGCCGUCAGCUUUAGCGACACCAUCAGCGACCUCGACAGCGGCAAGUACUCGUUCGCGUCGUCCCACGACGUUAGUCGCCCGCCGAAGCGACGGGUGGACGUAGACGGCCGGUCGUCAGUGUCCGACUCCAUUGCCGACUCCAUUGCCGACUCGGUCACUGAUUCAGAGUAUGCCGAGCAGCUACGUGCACGUGGCGGCAGUGAGUGCGACAGUGAGAUGUCCUACAACGACGAAAAGUACUCGUUCAGCAGUCUCGAUGGCCUCGAUGACAGUCAGGUACGAGUGGGCAAGCGCGAAGUGGAGAUUUGA
Molecule: messenger RNA, 1329 nt
Organism: Hyaloperonospora brassicae
Lineage: Eukaryota; Oomycota; Peronosporomycetes; Peronosporales; Peronosporaceae
Source: the annotation of a GenBank genome assembly